AAAUAAGUUAGUGAGAAUGACCGCAUAGAGGCUCGCGGGAGCAUGUGGCCACAUACGCAUGCACAUGUAACCAGGCAUGUACCCAUGGGAGGGUGUGCACAGUCCCGCGCAUCGGAGCCCCUCCAGCAAGGCAAAGGGCUCUGCAGGGGAUGGCAUGGGACAGGCAAGGGUUAGGCCUAACUCCCCUCCUUGUCCCUGUCCCUGUCCCCCAACCUCAGGAGGGUCCGCAGUGGCUCUACGUGUGGGACUUCGAUGGGCUGCUGCGCGAGUCCCAGCGGGAGGUGCUGCUGUUGCAGAGGCAGAUGGCGCUGCGCAACCAGCGGGAGACGCCCCCCCUCCCGCCGUCCCGGCCCCUGGCCCUGCUCUCCAGGCCAGAGCAGGGGAGCCGGCUCCCGGGCCCCGGGAGAGGUGAGCGCCGGCGCCAAGGGCAGGCCACGCCCCAGGAGGAUGCGGACAACCUACCCGUGAUUCUAGGGGAGCCAGAGAAAGAGCAGAGGGUGCAGCAGCUGGAAUCGGAGCCCAGCAAGAAGCGAAAGAAAUGCCAGAGCCUGGAGCAGGAGGCCCGGAAAAAGCAGAGGCGAUGUGAGGAGCUGGAACUGCAGCUGAGAGAAGCGCAGAACUGGUGGAGGAGAUCUCCCGGCUCAGUGGGAGAGCCCCAGAGAAGGAGCAGGUACCACUUCCGCCCAGGUGGAGUGGGAGAAUGCGGAGCUGAGGGGCCAGCUCCUGGGGAUGACACGGGAGAGGGACUCAGCCCUUCGCAAGAGCCAGGGCCUGCAGAGCAAGCUGGAGAGCCUGGAGGAAGUGCUGAAGAGGAAUCUGGAGCAAAUGGUGUUUGAGGCGUCCUCAUCUCAGAUCUUCUCUAGAAAUGGCCAAGUGGGGGCUCUGUCCUUGACUCGGAUCUUGUGUGUCAGCACCUUCGGGAGGUGGCCCAGCGGCGGCGGCAGCUGGAGGUGGAGCAUGAACAGGCUCGGCUCAGCCUACGGGAGAAGCAGGAGGAGGUCCGGAGGCUGCAGCAGGUGGGGCGGCAGUGAGGGAAGCUGGCAGGCUGCUGGACACCAGCGUUGCCACUCACUCAUUCCACAAGCAUUGACUGUGUGCCCGGCACUGCGCUAGGCGUCGGGGAGACUGUGGGGAACAAAGACCAGGUCCCUGAGCAGUCACAGUGGCUCAUGUCUGUAAUCCCAACAGUUUAGAAGGCCAAGGCAAGAGAAUCACUUGAGGCCAGGAAUUCAAGACCAGCCUGGGUAACACAGCAAGACUCUGUCUCUUAAUAAUUGUUUUUAAAUUAGCUGGGCAUGGUGGCAUGUGCCUAUACUCCCAGCUCCUCAGGAGGCUGAGGUGAGAAGAUCAUUUGUGCCCAGGAAGUCAGGGCUGCAGUGAGCUGUGAUCAUGCCACUGUACUCCAGCCUAGGUGACAGGGCAAGACCCUGUCUCAGAAAAAAAAAAAAUUUAAAAGUACUACAGCCAUGAUGUAUAUUUAAUUUCUUAAAUCUAUAUUUAGGAUAUUCUGUGUUCAUAAACAAGAUAGAUCUGUCAUAAUGUUUUCUUGUCCUGUCCUAGUUUGGGUGACAAGAUUAUUCAAGUCUCAGACAUUGAAUUGGGUUGCUUCUCUUUUUCUGUACUUGUAAUUUAUUUAUCAGCUUCACAUGCAGUAAGUGCUUUGAAUGUAAGUAUCUGUGUCUUUCUUCAGUCCUAGAAAAUUUAUAGCCAUUAUUUGUUCUAUCACUCAUGGUCUCUAUUUCUCCCCACAUCUUCCCAACCCCGGGGUAUUCUUAUGAAUAGACACUGAAACAUUUGACCCCAUCCUCCAUGUAUAACUUUUCUUUCAUUUUGCUCGUCUCUCUUAUCCCUUUGUACAGCACUCUGCGGGAAUUCCUUACCUCAGAUUUCAAGCUUACUAAUUGUAUCCAACUAUGAAUUAUAUGCUCUUCACCCAUAUAUUGAGUCCUUUUUUAACAAGAAUAUAUGUACUUUUUGCGAGAUCUGUAUUAGGAUCUUUUUCAUAACUACUUGUUCUUGUUUCCCAGAUGCAAUUCCUUCCUGUGUUUCUCCAACAAUAACUGUAGACUUUUUAAAGUUUUCUCCUAAUGCUUUAUUGACUUGUGUAUAUUUUUCCAUUUCCAUUUGUUGUCUCUCUUAGUGAAGUUGGCUUUCCUCAAAUA
This is a messenger RNA of Symphalangus syndactylus (siamang), 2162 nucleotides long. RefSeq names its product peripheral-type benzodiazepine receptor-associated protein 1-like. NCBI's taxonomy places the organism in Eukaryota, Metazoa, Chordata, Mammalia, Primates, Hylobatidae. Gene Ontology annotation, molecular function: benzodiazepine receptor binding. The record is from RefSeq and is a predicted model, not a curated record. Gene Ontology annotation, cellular component: mitochondrion.